Messenger RNA from Vespa mandarinia (Asian giant hornet), 2961 nucleotides. RefSeq names its product alpha-tocopherol transfer protein-like. Gene Ontology annotation, molecular function: phosphatidylinositol bisphosphate binding. Lineage: Eukaryota; Metazoa; Arthropoda; Insecta; Hymenoptera; Vespidae. Gene Ontology annotation, cellular component: membrane. The record is from RefSeq and is a predicted model, not a curated record.
AUAGAUAACAUCAGCAAUGAUCCGCACAAAGUGAUCUGCAGUAGAUAACAUACAACAAUAGGCGGACGUAUAUAAUUUAUUUUAAAUGCAUGUUACUGGUAGGUAGUUUUAAAUAAAAACUGUUAGUCUCCUUGUUAGCAAGCUCAUUCAUGUUAUAACAUCGAAUGGUUUAACUCGUCUGUAAUAAAACCAACCACAAUAGAACUUUCAUUUAUGAACAAAAUGAGUAUAAUACCAAGAAUCAGUUACGAGGAAGAAUUGCGAAAAAAUCCUGAAUUAAAAGAAUCGGAUAUAGAAAUAUUGAAAGAAUGGUGCAAGAAGCAACCUCAUUUACCAAAAAUCACCGAUAGUGAAUUGACAUUAUUUUUACAUAGCAAUUAUUAUCGAUUGGAGCCGACUAAAACUACGAUAGAUGCCUUCUAUACCGUACGAACUCACGUUCCUGAAUUCUUUUCUAAUAGAGAUCCGCUUGGAUCAAAAUCACUUCGACAAAUAAUGAAAGUUGUUGCAGACAUGCCAUUGGAGAUGACAACGAAAGAGGGUCAUAAAAUAGUUUUCGCUAAAUUACUCGAUACCGAUCCUUCACAUUAUGUUUAUAAUGACGCUAUAAAAUAUUUCAGCAUGGUUAUAGAUUAUUGGUUCUAUACUGAAGGUACAGGAAUAGGUCAUGUAAUUCUUAUCGAUAUGGAAAGUGUAAGUUUUGGUCAUGCAGGAAGAUUGAGUCCUAUGGGAUUAAAAAAGUUCCUUUAUUAUUUACAAGAAGCUUUACCUGUUCGUCUGAAAGGUUUACAUUUUAUGAACACGACAGCAGUGAUGGAUAUCAUUCUAAAUAUGAUGAAGCCUUUCAUGAAAAAAGAAUUGAUGGAUGUGUUGCAUGUGCACACCACAUUGGAAAGUGUCGCUAAGUUCAUCCCAUUAGAAGCAUUACCGACUGAUGUAGGCGGCAAAGCAGGUUUUACUAAGGAUUUACACGAAAAAUAUAUAAAAAAGAUCGAAAAUCAUCGAUCUUGGUUUCUGGAGGAUGAAAUUAGUGGUCGAGUAAAUGAAGCCUUGCGACCUGGUAAAAGUAAAAAUGUCACGGAUCUCUUUGGAGUUGAAGGUAGCUUCAAGAAACUUGAAAUAGAUUUGAAAGUAAAAACAAUGUUACCUACGAAUACAUAUUCUUUAAAAGAAGAAUUUAAUAAAAAUCCUAAUCUCAAAGAAUCAGAUUUACAAAUCAUUCGUGAAUGGCUCGAUAAACAGCCACAUUUACCAAAAAUAGAAGAUAUUUAUCUGAUAUUAUUCCUUAAUAGUAAUUAUUAUCAGUUAGAACCAACUAAAACCACGAUCGAAAACUUUUAUACUAUCAGAACUCACGUGCCUGAAUUUUUUAGCAAUAGAGACCCAUUCUUGAAAGAUAUUCGUACACAAUUCAGUGUCACAUCUCACAUCCCAUUAAAGAAAAUGACCAAUGAAGGAUAUCAAAUAAUAUUUGGAAAUAUAAUGGAUCCUGAACCAUCUCAUUAUAUCUUCUGUGAAAGCGUAAAAUAUUUUUUCAUGGUAGCAGAAUUGGCUUAUAUAAAGAUAGGACCAACUAACGGACUAGUUUAUAUUGGCGAUGUACAGAACUUAUCGCUUGGUCACAUAGGACGUAUGAAUCUUAUGGGAUUAAAAAAAUUUCUAUACUUCAUACAAGAGGCAGCACCCAUUCGUUUGAAGCAAAUACAUAUAAUAAAUUCUACACCGGCAAUGGAAGUUUUGCUAAAUAUGUGUAAGCCUUUUAUGAAAAAAGAUUUGGAAAAAUUUUUACCCGUUGAUGCACUUCCCAACGAGGUAGGUGGCAAAGGUGGUAACUUGAAAGAUCUCGUUAACGAACAAACGAAAUUGCUUGAUGAAAAUCGCGAGUGGUUUUUGGAAGAUGAAAUAACGAAACGAGUGAAUGAAUCAUUACGAGUUGGAAAGUCUAAAUUAAGCAAUGACAUUUUCGGCAAUAUGACGCUACAAGGUGGAAUCUCAUUUGAGGAGGAAUUAAAGAAAAAUCCGGAAUUGAAGGAAGACGAUGUACGAGCGUUGAAAGAGUGGUGUCAAAAACAACCCCAUUUACCAAAAAUAUCUGACAGCGAGAUAGCUCUUUUUCUACACAGUAAUUAUUAUCGUAUGGAACCAACGAAAAAUACCAUCGACACUUAUUACACAAUACGAACUCACGUGCCAGAGUUCUUUUCUAAUAGAGAUCCUAUCAGUUCUAAGGACCUUCGUAAAGCGUUUCAAACGGUAUCGAAUCUGGUCUUGGAUAAGACUACCAAUGAUGGUUACAAAAUCAUUUAUGGUAGAUUGAUAGACAUCGAACCGUCGCAUUAUGUUUAUAACGAUGGUAUGAAGUACCUUAACAUGGUAAUUGAUCUCUGGCUUCACGAAGAGGGUACAUCCAAAGGUCAUGUGAUCCUAUUUGAUACAAAGAAUGUUGCGUUCGGUCAUGUAGGUCGUUUAAAUCCUAUGGGAUUAAAGAAAUUCCUUUACUAUUUGCAAGAAGCUUUACCCGUACGUCUUAAAGGUUUCCAUUUUAUGAACACCUCGCCGGUUAUGGAUGUUAUUCUUAACAUGAUGAAGCCUUUCAUGAAAAAAGAAUUGAUGGACAUGUUUCACAUGCAUUCAACCAUGGAAACUUUAGCUAAGUUUAUACCCUUGGAAAUACUUCCAAACGAAUCGGGUGGCCAAGCAGGCCCUUUGAAAGACUUGAAUGAUGCUCAAAUUAAAAAAUUAGAUGACAAUCGUGCUUGGUUUCAAGAAGAGGAAAGAAUUUGUCGCGUUAACGAAUCUCUACGUCCUGGCAAAGGAAAAACAGCAACUGAUUUAUUUGGUGUCGAGGGAAGCUUCAAAAAGCUCGAAAUCGAUUGAACAAUAAUUUUCAUUAACCAUUCAUACGUUUUAACAAAUGUAAUUUGAGAAAGAGAAAGAAAAAUAAAUAAAUUUUGUUAUUAG